CUUGUUAUAGAAUAUUUCUCUUUUUUGCGCUCUCGGAACAAAACUAAAACAGAAGCCCUCCAAAAAUUUCAAAACCCCCCAAUUUAGUUAAAAAAAAAAAAAGUGCGCCAACUCGAUUUCCCCAUCCUGCACCACCGUAUCACCUCCAGUUAUGGCCGAUUCCAUUACAAUCGAUGGCACCGACGAGGACUUGGCCCUCUCCAAGUCCGACUACCUGAGCCGACAAGAGGUGCUUCGUCGGCGGUCACGGCGGGUGAAGCAGCUGGCGAGGCUCUACAAAGCUCACUACUGGAGUCUAAUGGAGGAGCUCAAGAGAAAGCACAAGGAAUACUAUUGGCUGUAUGGAAAAAGCCCCUUCAAAGAAGACGAGAAGAAGAAUGGCGAACAGAACGAUGAAAAUAAUAAGUUAGGGUUAGGGUUUCAGCUCAAGUGUCAGAUUUCAGAUUGCAAAGAUAAAGCGAUGGCGUUGACUCGGUUUUGUCAUAAGCAUAUUUUGAAGGAUACAAAUCAGAUGCUAUAUCGAGGCUGUAAUUUUCCUAUCAAGAGUGGGCAGCUUUGCAAGAAACCAAUCCUAAGAUCUAUUAAUCCUCCUCAUUGCCCCGUCCAUGCUCAAGCGGCUGAAAAACAUCUUCAACGAGCAUUGAAAAGGGCAGGCCUUAAUGUCUCUUCUCCAAGUAAGCUCGCUCCGAAGUUGCAUGUUGUUGUUGCCGAGUAUGUUCGCCAGAUUCAAUCUAAAAGAAGAGAAGCACAACGAAAAUCGGCAUCUAAAAUCAAGAUUGAAGAGAAAACUAGUGAAAGUUGAAUAUUAUUCCGCAAAACAUGUUAAGCCGACAGAAAUAGGUAGCUUUAUUGCUGCUGGCGGCGCUUCCAUAUUUCAGUGUCUAGGCCUAGUAGGAGCGAAAAUGCUGUGAGACACUGGAUAUGUGCAUUGAAGGUUAUUAUUUUUGCAUGUUAUGUGAAGGUAGCUUUUUGUUGUUGCCCAUUAUUUUUUAACCUUUUGUUAUUGUUCGGUUUUGACGUUAAGUUUUAUAUAUUCCUUCCUUUACGUGUAUUUACUUCAUUUUUCAUUGAAAUGUAAUAAUAAAAAAAUGAGCUUCGACUUUCUGGA
Molecule: messenger RNA, 1108 nt
Organism: Gossypium raimondii (Peruvian cotton)
Lineage: Eukaryota; Viridiplantae; Streptophyta; Magnoliopsida; Malvales; Malvaceae
Exons: 2
Coding region: 152-802 (216 amino acids)
Cellular component (GO): NSL complex
Source: RefSeq, a predicted model, not a curated record